UUGGUCAUCUGUCCGGAUGAGGGCUUUUACAAAAGUGAGAAGCUUGUGUCCAGUUUUAAGGUGGGUCAGGGUUACCCACAUGACCCCCGCCCCCCGAGGUGAAGUGUGAAACAAUGCUUUAUCAUCCCACCAUCCACCUCGAGGGCAAUGGCUGCCUCAACAUGCUCAGAGAUGAUUGGACGCUGGCCCUCGUGAUAAACUCCAUCACUGAUGGCCUGCAGCAUCUCUUCUUGGAGCCCAGCCCCGAGGACCCCCUGAACAAGGAGGCUGCCGAGGUGCUGCGGAACAACCGACGACGGCUGUUUGAGCAGAAUGUGCAGCGCUCCAUGCGGGGAGGCUGCAUCGGAUCCACCUACUUUGAGCGCUGCCUGAAAUAGGGUUGGCGCCCAUCCCACCCCCGC
Echinops telfairi (small Madagascar hedgehog) is the source of this 401-nucleotide messenger RNA. RefSeq names its product NEDD8-conjugating enzyme Ubc12-like. The record is from RefSeq and is a predicted model, not a curated record. Lineage: Eukaryota; Metazoa; Chordata; Mammalia; Afrosoricida; Tenrecidae. Bases 114 to 377 code for a protein of 87 amino acids. The transcript has a single exon.